ACUUUCAAGGACAUCAUUCAGAUGGCUGGGGAGAUUGCUGACGGCAUGUCCUACCUGGCUGCCAAGAAGUUUGUGCACCGUGAUCUGGCCUGCCGCAACUGUAUGGUGGCACAGGACCGAACUGUCAAGAUUGGAGACUUUGGCAUGACCAGGGAUAUCUACGAGACGGAUUACUACAGAAAAGGAGGAAAAGGACUGCUCCCUGUGAGAUGGAUGUCGCCAGAGUCUCUCAAAGACGGCGUUUUCACCAGCCAGUCUGAUGUCUGGUCCUAUGGCGUUGUUCUGUGGGAAAUGGCAACCCUUGCCUCUCAGCCGUACCAAGGCAAGUCCAAUGAAGAGGUUCUGAAGUUUGUUAUUGACGGUGGAAUGCUGGAGAAGCCAGAGGGAUGCCCCAACAAACUGUACGACCUGAUGAAGCUGUGCUGGCAGUACCGUCAAAGCAUGCGCCCGACAUUCCUGGAGAUUGUUGAGAUCUUGUCGCCCGAGCUUCAGCCCCACUUUGCUGAGGUGUCGUUCUACCACAGCCUGGACAACCACGGCCGCGAGCCGCUGGAAAUGGACGACGUGGCGCUGGACUCGGGGGCGGACACCGAGACGGAGAUGUACCCCAGUGGAAGCGAGUUCUCCUCCACCCCCUCACCCCCCUGUGAGACCCCCUACUCCCACAUGAAUGGAUCUCACCCACAAAACGGAUCCAUGAACCUCAGAAUACCCAAAUCCACCCUCUGCUAAGCAGACAUUCACUUAUCCCUGCUGUAUCCACAAUGCAAUUCAGGAGAAUUAUACAGAUGUAUUGUGUAUAUAUAUAUUUGAAGAGAGUAAUAUAAUUUUGAGGCAGCAAGCUAUUUUUUAGUACAAGCUGUGUAAAAUCUAUUCAGUAGCAUCGGAACAAAUCAGAAGCAAUCCUGAAAUGCCAAGAGAACAUGUACUUACAAAUCCAAUGCCAGGAAUCCUGAUUACUACUUUACCUCAAUGUUAGACACACUGCCUUUGCAAUUUCUGCCACCUGUCCUGACCAGUAGCACCAUUGACACAGUUGUUACAGUGUAACAAAAACAAAAAAAAUCACCCUGCCAUGUAUCUACCUCAAUGUGCUACGUGCAAUGUAAUCAGAGCCAACAAAGCUUUCUAAGAUGCUUGCUAGCAAUCACCUACAGUUUACACCUGACAAGCAUGACCUAUGACAUACAUGUACACUGUGGAAAUAGCACUUGUUCUUGGCAGGGAUUGACUUAUUAAAAAAACAAAAAAAGAGGAAAUGAAAAGUACUAAUUGCAGGCACUUAACAUACCUGCUCUGCAUUUCUUAUUGGCAGCUAUUUUUGGCCAAAGGUUGUGUACAACCAAAGCUUGCGUACAACCAAAGCUUGCAUUCAGAUAGACAAUACAAAUCACAGGGAUACCAUAGAAGUCAUUUGCCAUUUCUUACACAUUCUUAAGACUUGGGUCUGCUCUAAUAGUGUUGUUUGAUUGGUCCUGUCAAAGAAUGAUGUCUGUGGGCAACCAAGCCAGCAUGGAGGUAGAUUUUUUAAGUUGUGCCAAAUUACCCAUGGUUCCUUGCUACAGACUCAUGUCUUCAGAUUGUUUCUAACAAUGCUUGGCAUUUUGUGAGAUAUUAUCAGUGUAUAUUAUUUUAUUUCUUUUUUCUUUUCUUUUUAGUCAUGACACCUCUGUGCCACUGGGGUAUAUGAUAUUUUCUGGCACCUUGGUAGAUGUUUUAUUGAAUCCAAACAGAUGAGCAAGCAGCUUCCAAUGCAAAUGGUCAGUUUCAUAGCAAAAUGGAAAAACUGCUUUCUUGUGGAGGGUCCGUAUGGGGAGUUUGGAGUAUUCUGACGUCCAGGAGUUUUGAGGCGUAAAUGUGGGGGAGAUGUGAGUACACGUGGGAUGGGGCGCUGGCCGCACGCAGCCACGAUGUUAAGAUGUAAAAGUUUCUCAUAUGGAGUGUGGCUGCCGUGUGACAGCCGGCUCGUCAGAUGUAUGUUUCCAUUGUACUGAUUUCAUGUGACGUUUGAUGAAGUUGGGAGAUUAUUUUUUCUUCUGUAUAUAAAUGUGAGAAUAAGUCAGAGCCUAAUGAAGGAUUAUUUUCAUAAUCUGUUAGUUUUGAGUUUUCUAUUUAAUCCAGAUGCACGAAAGGCUGUAGACAGUUGUACUAACUCCAGAAGAACUCAAUGUUGGAAGGAAGUCCAACACUUGUAUAAUUAAAGAAGUAUGUUUCAGAAGAAAUUGUAGUGUAAAUAAUGUGUGCAAAAUGAAGCUCUCUUUCUGAAAUAUUUGUUGCUCUAUGGAUUAGAGAUGUUGAACACAGUAGGUACAACUCCUCUGUACUUAUUAUAGACAUGUGCUACCUCUGGUAAUGAAGGCCUUUGUAAACCUCAGUGUAAAUUAUAUGAUCAAACAUGACGCAAUGACAGAGCCUGUGUAAUCAAAUGGCAUCUUCACUUAAUAUUUAUUUUUAAUAUUAUGAAGCCUUUGACAGAGAACAGAUGUUAGCGAUGAUCAGAGAUGCAAAUUGUAUAAUAUCUACUGUACAAAGUUUUCAAAUUCCUGAAUCUCAGUUGCAGAGGUAGCAACAAGAUCUGUCCUCUCGCUCUAUAGUACUCCUUGUUGCAGCCAAUUCAAGCCAUAAGCUUUGCACCUCUUUGUGUCUGCAAGUGUACCCACAAUGCUGUGCCAAAUACAAUGCAUGAUGGGAAGUGAUUUUGUGGUACAGUGGAUCGUGCCAUCUACCCCCAUGGGGGUAGGACAUCAGGAGGCAGACAUGUACCUUUUCUGGUAAAUAAGCUUAUACCUUGCAGUGCCUAGUAUUCUGUUGUAGAAACCAGUGUUGUGUGAAGUCUGUAUUACAGGAAAUGUCACCAGGGCAUGGUUGGCCACUACUUGUAUCCUGACUUAGGUAGUUUUCCAAUGGCUCUCUGUAUUACCCGGUAGAUUUCUUGGAUGACUUAAUUCUAGCUGGGAAAGAAGCCCAGAAAGAUAGAUGAACAAAACAGAUGUGUCUGUCUGAUAUACACUGCUUGUUGUACCUCUGUUCUUGUAAAAACAUAAUAUUGCUAUUAUGUAGUAGAUUCACAAAAUUAUAUAACAUUGAAGCUGUGCAAAGGUUUAUUUCCUUGUGUCCAGACAACACAUGUAAAUAGAUGACAAUGAACUUGAGGGCAAGGUUAUUUUUAUCAUGGAGAAAGAAUUGUUGUCAUAUGAAGUUGUUUGAUAGGAUAAAUGCUAGUGGCCAAUCACUGGUGAUAUGAUCUAUUUUAAGUUGUACUGCUGUACUGACUCAGCACCAAAUUAGGAUUGCUAUCUCUGUAUAUUGUGUUUGGUCUUACACACACACAACCUAGAGGUAAGAUGUAUAUGGCACUGCAGACAAAAUGUAUAUUUGAUAAAUAAGUUUGAUUUUCCUGACUUCCAAGUUCUCUGCCUUUCCAAUAUUUCAACAAAAUUCUGCAAAAUAAAGUUUUAUGCGUAAA
Molecule: messenger RNA, 3466 nt
Organism: Branchiostoma belcheri (Belcher's lancelet)
Lineage: Eukaryota; Metazoa; Chordata; Leptocardii; Amphioxiformes; Branchiostomatidae
Product: insulin-like peptide receptor
Exons: 5
Biological process (GO): positive regulation of phosphatidylinositol 3-kinase/protein kinase B signal transduction; multicellular organism development; positive regulation of kinase activity
Cellular component (GO): membrane; axon; insulin receptor complex
Molecular function (GO): insulin receptor activity; insulin receptor substrate binding; ATP binding
Source: RefSeq, a predicted model, not a curated record